Ambispora gerdemannii is the source of this 567-nucleotide messenger RNA. Lineage: Eukaryota; Fungi; Glomeromycota; Glomeromycetes; Archaeosporales; Ambisporaceae. The record is from the annotation of a GenBank genome assembly.
AUGGUAAAAGAAAUAAUAAUUCCUAAGGAAAAUAUCCCAAAAACGGAGGAAGUUAGAGAAUAUCAAUCAGAAAAGGAAAAAACUACUGAAAAAAAGAAUAGAGAGUUCCAAUUUACUAGAGAUUGGUUUAGAGUGUUUGAAGGAAAAUCAACAAUUUGGAUUUUAGAAGAGUUAUUUAAAAAUCCCGAAUCAAAAUUAAUAACGAUUGAUACUUUUGAAAAGUAUUUUGCUGACAGCGACAAUGAGAUAAUUUUUCGAGAAAAUAUUCAAAAGAGUGGCAAAGAAAAGCAAGUGAAAAUUAUUAAAAGUGGUUCAUUUGAUGCUCUAGUGAAGUUGAAUUAUGAAAAAGGAGUAAAGGAAGAUGGUAUUAUGAUUUUUGAUGAUUAUGAAUGGGAUUACUUUGAGGAAGAAUAUAAUAAUCCAAGAAUAGCUAUUGAUUCUUUUUUACGGUGCUAUAAGCCACAAAUAGAGAUAAUUUACAAGCAUUAUCAGGUUGCCCUUAGAAAGGUUAUCCGUAAAGAUACUCGAACUACUCGAGAAGAUAAAACUUCUAUCGAAGAAUUUUCU